CUUUCCUUAACAGUGGCGUUACCCAGUCCUAUUCCCCCAAUGCCAGUACAGGUACCCAACUUCUUUCUCCCACCACAAGACCUGGAGGCCUCCAUGCGAGCCCUGCGGUCUGCUACAGCAGCCUUACCCCAACCAAGGGGCAUGACUACACAGGACAGGACCCAGAGGGUAUAUGGCACUAAUGAAGAUCUGGACAAGGUACCUGAUAGGAAGGGACAAAGGUCACAGGGAGUACACAGACCACCGACUAGUAGACAAGCUCCUACAGCAGAGCAGGCCAAGAGGAUCGCCAAGAUAUUCUCCUCCAAAUUUGCUUCAUCAUAAGGAUCACAGCUCAAGUAUUACAUGUAUCUCCUGCACAGCCCAGAGAAAAUAUAUUGUUCCGUUUCCUGACCGAUCCUAGAAAAAACUGCCAACCCAAGGACGUUGAACGUCCUUGGCCAACCCUAUAGCCUUUUUUUUUGUGUAGACCCCUGCAAGGGACAUAAAUUAUGAUCAACCUUUUCUAACUCAAGCACCUGAGUGAUGAAAUGUUGUUCAAUCCGUUGUUCCAACAUUGAAUAUUAAUCCCCAUUCAAGUUUUACUUCUAGUUAAACUGCAUUGUAUAAGUAAGGAGCUCCUUGUUGGAUCACAAGAGGGUGCUAAGG
This is a messenger RNA of Branchiostoma belcheri (Belcher's lancelet), 648 nucleotides long. Its product is annotated as C2 domain-containing protein 3-like. The transcript is spliced from 2 exons. NCBI's taxonomy places the organism in Eukaryota, Metazoa, Chordata, Leptocardii, Amphioxiformes, Branchiostomatidae. The coding region runs from base 40 to 324 and encodes 94 amino acids. The record is from RefSeq and is a predicted model, not a curated record.